Molecule: messenger RNA, 2416 nt
Organism: Numida meleagris (helmeted guineafowl)
Lineage: Eukaryota; Metazoa; Chordata; Aves; Galliformes; Numididae
Gene: THUMPD1
Product: THUMP domain containing 1
Exons: 4
Coding region: 43-960 (305 amino acids)
Biological process (GO): tRNA modification
Molecular function (GO): RNA binding
Source: RefSeq, a predicted model, not a curated record
CGCGUGUGACGCCAUCGUGCCGCGCGGUGGCCGGGGCUCUCCAUGGCCGCGCCGGAGGCGGCCGCGCGGAAGCGGCGGCUGAAGGGGCACUUCGCGGCUCGGGCCAAGCGGCCCCGCGGCGGCGGGCGGCAGCUGGAGGCCGGCAUGCGCGGCAUCCUCAUCACCUGCAACAUGAACGAGCGCAAGUGCGUGGGGGAGGCCUACAGCCUGCUGGGCGAGUACGGGGACCUGCUCUACGGGCCCGAGCAGCUCUCGGAGCCCGCGGAGCGGCUGUCGGGGAGCGAGAGAGAGGAGGAGGAGAACGAGGACGACGACGCCGAGGCAGCGCUGAAGAAGGAGGUCGGCCAGAUCCGCGCCUCCACCGAGCGGCAGCUGCGGCGCUUCCAGUCGGUGGAGAGCGGCGCUAACAACGUCGUCUUCAUCCGCACCCGUGGCAUCGAACCUGAGAACCUGGUGCACCAUAUAUUAAAGGAUAUUCAUACCACUAAAAAGAAGAAAACCAGAGUCAUUCUGCGCAUGCUGCCCAUUUCUGGAACUUGCAAGGCUUUUCUGGAAGAUAUGAAAAAAUACACGGAAACGUUUUUUGAGCCUUGGUUUAAAGCCCCCAAUAAGAGUACUUUCCAGAUUGUUUACAAAGCUCGUAAUAACAGUCAUAUGAAUAGAGAAGAAGUAAUUAAGGAGCUGGCAGGAAUUGUGGGCAGCCUUAAUCCAGAAAACAAAGUUGAUCUCAAUAAUCCACAAUAUACAAUUGUGGUGGAAAUAAUAAAGAAUGUUUGUUGCUUGAGUGUGGUGAGAGACUAUGUUCUAUUCAGAAAAUACAAUCUACAGGAAGUGGUGAAGAGCAACAAAGAAGAUGCACAACAAAACCCAUCAAAUGUGACUGAAGAACAGAACUCAACAGCCGUAAAACCAGAAACCAUGGAAGAGAACUUGAAGGAAGUAAAACAAGAACAAGAGUGAUGGUGAGGUGGAAGCUGAACUCAAUGGGAACUAUAUGCAAACAGUGUAGAAAAUGUGGUAGAAAGGAAAGAUGAACACAAUAGAAACCUAUUAAAAAUAUUACCUGAGAAUUCGGAAAGGAUGUUUGAAGAAAGAGUGGGUUUUGUUUUGAAAUCUUGUUUUUAAAAUCCACGUGGAAGAAUUGUAAUGCUCGCUGCAGGUGGAGCUGACACUGCUGUGGAUGCCCAAGUGCUUCACCUCUAGUGAGGUUUGCUGCCAUCCUUCAGCAGCUUUGUUCAGUUGUCUUUAGCUAGCACCAAAGUGUGCUUACAUGCAUGCAUCUAUAAAGGCGGCCAGCCUGCCGUACACUGACCCUUCUGUCGUAUCUGAUGGCUGCAGAAAUCAAAAGGCGGGACAGGAUGAGCUCUAUCAGGAGGCGUCAUAAGUGAGAGAUCUGAACAAGACAGUUGCUUGGAGAGGGUUUUUAGGGAAGCAAUCUGACAACUUCUGGGGCUGCAGAACUCAGAUCUAUAUCUCUACAUGAACAACAACAUGAGCUCAGACUCCUGAAUUUUUCCUGUAUGAGGGAGGGUUAUAGAUACAUUAUCUCUAAAAAAAAAUACAAGUCUUGAAAGGGUAUUGGAGGGACUGCUCUGAUCAAAAUACUUGAAUUCUGUGAGAGAAUUCAGAGUAAUAGGUGGGACUGCUCUAGAACAGAAGUACAGUGCAGGCAUUGCAGAUGAUUUCAGGAAAAGCUGUGUGUGUGUACAUCAGCUGUGUAUGCAGCUGUUAUCAGCUUGCAGCAAAUGCUGCGUGCAGUCACUAAACAGAAUCCUUUCCAACAAUUUCUUGCAAAUAGGCUUUUGUUGAGCUCUUUUCAAAAACGUAAUCCUUGGAGGCGAAGUUAUAAGGUCUUUGUUUUUAUUUUUUCUUAAAUCUCGAAACUUGGAUUUAAAAACUGCUUGGAAAUUUCUUAUGCUUUUUUUUCUUAUUUCUUAUUCUCAGCUCUGUGCUAUGCCAUAUUGAAUAUGGGGAUAUAAGCUUAGCUUUUUGUACAGGUUUAGCCUCACAACAUUCGUUUUGUUUCAUAUUGAAAAUAAUGUCAGUGGGCUUUCUGUUGUCAGUUUGUUGCAGCAGCUCUUGAUAUCACCGUGACUUUAAAACAAACCAAGCCAAAAAGUGCAGCUACGACCUGCUUUCCGAGAGGGGCUGGAGCACUCUUCCUGCACAACUGCCUAGCAUCAGUGUUCCAUUUCUAGUGCAGACGCCUGUGGGUUGCUCAUGGGAAAAGCCUGUCCUGAAGAACACCGCUUAUUCCUUCCUUGAUGUAACAAAAAUGAUUUGUUCAUGUCUCUCAACAGUGUUUCCAUGUUCCUCUUCCCUCAAAACUGUUUUAGAAGGUGGGAACUUAGGAGGACAUUUUCUCUUGUCCGGUCUUCCUUACCACUCAAUUAUUAAAGAUAUGCUUUCUUACCUC